Messenger RNA from Daucus carota subsp. sativus, 896 nucleotides. RefSeq names its product nucleoid-associated protein At4g30620, chloroplastic. The coding region runs from base 96 to 677 and encodes 193 amino acids. NCBI's taxonomy places the organism in Eukaryota, Viridiplantae, Streptophyta, Magnoliopsida, Apiales, Apiaceae. Gene Ontology annotation, molecular function: DNA binding. The record is from RefSeq and is a predicted model, not a curated record. The transcript has 7 exons.
CAUUACAUAAAAAUCACUCUAUCCUAUCGAACUCAACCACCGGUUCUCUGCACUAUCUAUUUCUUCCCCAAAACUUGAAUCUUCUCACUCUAAACAUGUCUUCUACCUGUUCUCUCACUGCCCAAGUUCCCAACUUUCACGCUCUUUAUGACUCCACCAGGCGCCCAUCUUCAUCUCUUUGUCAGCUGAAUUCAAAUCCAAACCAAGUUCGUAUGUGGGUUUUGUCUCAGUCCACUUUACAGAAGGUGUGUAAUCGUAGAUCUCUUCGUGUUUCGGCUCUAUUCGGAGGAAAGAAGGAUGGCGACAAAAGCGAUGAUGGUCCUGGAAAGGCUGGAAUACUAGGGAAUAUGCAGAGUUUGUAUGAGACUGUUAAGAAGGCACAAACGGUUGUCCAGGUUGAGGCAGUUCGUGUGCAAAAAGAACUUGCAUUAGCUGAAUUUGAUGGGUACUGUGAGGGCGAGUUGGUGAAGGUAACACUAUCAGGAAACCAGCAACCUAUACGCACUGAAAUCACUGAGACUGCAAUGGAACUGGGAUCAGAGAAGCUUUCACUUUUAAUAACCGAGGCAUACAAGGAUGCACAUCAAAAGAGCAUACUGGCUAUGAAGGAAAGAAUGAGUGAUCUUGCCCAAAGCUUAGGCAUGCCACCUGGCCUCGGCGAUGGAUUCAAGCAAUGAGCCAAUCCUGUUAUUAGGACAUCUAUACAGAGAUUCAGUUUUGUAUACUGGUCGGAAAAUUAAAUUUGUGCUCCAGUCAGAAGUUUAUAAUUAUGGAUUAUGAUUUUAAAGUAGAGCUCAUCCAAAGAUUUGGAAAGCAACACCUCGGUGGACUCAAGAUUAUGAGCUUGAGUACAUUAAUUUGUCCAUUGUUAAUGGAUAUAGGAGCAUUAACUAUUA